Molecule: messenger RNA, 4227 nt
Organism: Equus quagga
Lineage: Eukaryota; Metazoa; Chordata; Mammalia; Perissodactyla; Equidae
Gene: CHCHD6
Product: coiled-coil-helix-coiled-coil-helix domain containing 6
Exons: 9
Coding region: 3437-4030 (197 amino acids)
Biological process (GO): cristae formation; DNA damage response
Cellular component (GO): MICOS complex; mitochondrion
Source: RefSeq, a predicted model, not a curated record
CGGCGGGCGCGACCAGCGAGCACGGCCUGGGCCGGCGGGCGGCGGGCGCGGAGGCCGGGCCGGUGAGGGAGGUGCGGGUCGGAGAGCGGGCGGUCUCGCCCGUGAGUCCUCCCGACUCCCUGGUGGCGAGCGGCUGUCCCUCCGCCGUGUAGAAGAGGGAGGUGAGGCUCGGAGAUGCCUGGGGUCCCCGGCCGCUAGUGGUCCCCGGCAGGUUUCACCACCACCCUGGCAUCAGUGCGCGCAUCGUGUUCUGCGUACGGCGAUGCUUCCAAUCCUGGACACCUGCCACAGCCUCUCAACGCCGCAGCCAAGGGGCGCUUUGAAAGUCGUGAAUCAUCAUAUACCCGUCCCUCUGCUUACAACCCUCCACUGGAUCCCCAGCUCCUUUAAACUGAAGAGGGACCGCCUUACCUUGUUUUACAAAGCUGUGCUGCCGACUUCUCUGACCACAGCUCAUGCCAGUACCCUCACUCCCACUCCCCAUCUAUUCACUGGCCUCAGGACCUUCUUGUCUCUGCAAGUUGCCAGCUUGCUCCAAGCACAGAACCUCUGCAUUCGCUGUUUGCUCUUGUCCAGCUUUUCUUAUAUCUAGCUCUUACCAUUCUUGUUAUAGUUGACAUGUUAUCUGAAUAGCCUUCCUUGACCGCUCAGUCUAAAGGAGCUUCCCAUCCCCACUGUCACACCUUUAAUUUUUUUGUAGUACUCGUCACCAUUUGAAACUUCUGUUGAUAACAAGCUGGUCACUGUGUUUCCUACUACAGUGUAGCCUCCUUGAGACUCAAGCUCUUGUCUGGUUCCCGGCUCCAGCGCCGGAACCUAGGAGAACGAUAAGAGCGGCUCACAUGUGAGUGCUCAGUGGGAGCCAUGAGUUGUGUUAAACUCUUUACAGGUAUCCUCUCAUUUUCCACAGCCCUAUAAGUGAGGGAGAUUUCUAUUUGUCCAUUUUACAGAUAAGGUCAGCUGAGGCACUGAGAUGAAGUAACUCAUCCAAGGUCACCUAGGUAACAAGUGGGAGAGCUGGAAUUGAAAUAAGCCAAGUCCAGGACUUGCUUAUUAAAUGCUUCCUUUCCUCCACCUGUGCCUGGCACAUAGUGGGUGCUUUGUGAAUAAUUGUUGAGUAAUUAAAUGGAGGAACCCAGUGAAACAGGGACCAAGGUUAAAUGGAAUGCACAGAGCUGGAUGUAGGUGAAUUAGUUAAUUAGGGAGGUGACUCAGAAAAAGAUAUGAGGAGGUCUAACCUCAGGAAAUGCUCAUUAGCUGUGUAAGAUAAGAUUAGCAGCUUAUCUUCUGAGUCUCAAUCACCACAUUUUUUUAAAAAAUGGGAGGAGGGUGUGAUAACCCUAGGUGCUGCCUGAUGAGAUGAUGUGUGUGGAGGUGUUUAGAAAAAGUAUAGAUUAUUUUGUGAGAGCCUCUAUUCUUAGCACAGUACUUAGCCCAUUUGGUGCUUGCUAGGUGUUAUCUAGUCUUGACCUGGCUCUUGGCAAAGACAAAAUAGGGAGGAGGUGGCUUGUGUUGGAGGGUUGAGAGGCAAGAGCCUGAAUUGGCAUUUAGGAAGACACCCUUGGCUCUGAUUGGGUGCUCUCCCCCCUUUGUCACGUGAUGUCCUGCUUUUGGGAUGCUGGCAAGAUAGGUCAGUUGGAGUCUUUUAGGUUGAGGGGAGAGUCCCUUUGAAGGUGACUUCCUCUAAGUUGACAGGAACAUCAUCUUUUUUGGGUGUAUCAGACCAGGUGCAUUUUAUUUCUAGUUCUCUUAACAAUUCUGCAAAGUAUAAAUUCUCUUUUAAGAUGGAGAAUGAGGCCUGGAGAGGUUAAGAAAUUUGUCCGAAAUGUUACCUCAGUAAUUUCUGGGACUUUCGUCCAGACCUUUGUGUUCCAGCAACAGCCUUUUCUCAUCACUCCAAGUUCCCAUCCCCCAGUGACGUGCAAGGCAGCGUGAACUUUCUGUGACAGAGCUUCUACCUGGCCUGCAGGUGCUGGCGCCCACUUAGUUCUACCAGACACUAUAAACUUGAGGGAGUUUUUCUGACUCACUGCUGGGCAAACUCAUCAGAGAGAAUAACUGCUUGUCUAGAGACACACAGUGGGUGGGCAGCCCCGUGCUCUGAGAGCCCCUUCCUUUCUUCCUUCCACCUGUGUGCCUGGUCUGAGAGGGAGAGCACAGAAAGGAGGUGAUUGCAGUGAAGUGCUUUGGUGUAGGGGCUUUUUCUGCUAGCAAAGUUAUUUGAAGGCUGAGGAGUCCACCAUGUCUUUAGCCAGACAAGUGAAAAAUCAGUAGAAAAGAUCACUGAAUGAACCAAUGAGAAAUUAGUUUAAUAGAAGGUAGAUGCCCAAGAAGAAAAUGCCCCAGCUCCUUCAGAGAAAGUUAAAUAUUCUUAAAGACCACUUGUAAUUAGUUCCCCCAGGCCUAGUCCUAGAAAGUGCUCUAAUUCCCUUAAAAUUAAAUGCCAUGGCCUUGCUAGUUUGCACAUUUUUUUGCAUAAAUUUACGUAUUGAGUCCAAACUCUAAUUCCUUGGAAGGUAAAAGAUAUUUAAUUAAUGCAAAAUGCUGUAAUUAUAUUUAACUUCAGUUUUCAGAGCAAGCGUGUGUGAAAUACAUAAAGAUUUCAUUUCAACCAGUACCUUUAGCCUCAUUCUCCAGUAAGAGAAGGUAUACACAUGGCAGUAAUGUCCUGUGUAUGUCCACUUUUCCUCUUCUCUGCCCCAUGUAAGCAUUCACAGCAUCUGCUGAGGUGACGGAUAAAUGGCAGUCACGGGGGCAGUGCUUGGGCAUACAGCUUCUCUGGCACUGGCAUGUUUUGGGAUUGUUUCUUGUGUGUCUUACCACAUCCUCCUUGGUCCUCCCCUCAGCAGUGGUCCAGACUCGCAUCACAGGUAUAAAGGUGAGCAGCCUUGAGGGUGUAACAAGCUUGGGGACACAGCUAAAGCAGCAGGCUCGGGAAGUGACAGGGAGAGUAGGAGGGAGCCAAGCAGUUGGAAGGAGAAAAGGCUGGAGAAGUGUGAGGAGUCUGAAUGCUGACAAGCAACCAACUUCAGCUGGAAUACCAAAGUUGGCCAGUUACUUACCAGGCACUGGGCCGGGCCUUGCAGAGACAACAAGGGACAAAGCACAAGGUCCCUACCCCCACGGAGACCUCAGCCCAGGCCGGGGAAGCAGACAAAAAGAAAGAAAAAAGAGGCAAAAAUAAAAAAGACCUGCAAGUGCUAUGAAGGAAACAAAAAGCAUGCAAAGAGUAAUGGGCUACUUGUUGGUGGUGGGAUGGUCGGAUGCUGCCUCUGGGAGGAGGUGACAUGGAAGAUGUGCCUGAGCCAGCCAUGGGAAGAGUGCACACAUUUGCUCUGUGCUGCGUGUUCGAAGAGCACUGCCUCAGAUAUUCCGCAUGCUGACCUUGUGAGAUAUUGUCUCCUCCUCAGAGCUGUCUGAAAAUGUGGUUAACCGAAUGAAGGGUUCCAGCCAGCCUUCCAAAGCGGGGCAGCCAACUCCCCCUUCUCCAUCUGGCACCUCUGAAGGCCCGGAGAAAGACGCCAAACCGCCCAGGUCAGAGCACAGUGGUAGCCGGCCUGCAGGGGUAGAUGAGGAUGUCCUCAAGAGGUAUAAACAGGAGCAGGCCAUGGUCCAGGAUGAGCUGCUCCAGGUGGCCACGAGGGAAAGAGAGGCAGCCACCCAGCAACAGCGUGUGUCCCUGCAGCGAGGGGAGGGCAGCGUUGACCAGGACAAGUGGAGGUCAGACCAGCUGGUCAGGGAGCUGGAGAGCCGAGAGGCAGAGCUGAGACGCCGCGACACCUUCUAUAAGGAGCAACUGGGGCGCAUUGAGAGGAAGAAUGCUGAGAUAUAUAAACUGUCUUCGCAGCAAUUCCACGAGGCAGCUUCGAAAAUGGAGGGCAUGAUAAGGCCCCGCAGGCUGGAGCCCGCGUGCUCAGGGCUGCAGGCGCAGAUUCUCCGCUGCUACCGUGACCACCUGCAGGAGGUGCUGCUGUGCUCCGACCUGGUCAAGGCCUACCAGCGCUGCGUGAGUGCGGCCCGCAAGGGUUGAGGAGCAGCCAUCACUCUUGGCCCUGGCAGUGACUUGGAGCCCUGAAGAAGGGACCAGUUAUGGGGCCACAGGCCACAGACACCGUGCCCAGCCAUUUCCCGCUGGGUGUCUACAGAUGCUUCUGUGCCAUAUGCUUAAGAAAUCGAGUGUGUGCGAGUGUCCAAAAACAAAUAAAGCACAUGUCUUUGUUUCAGUCA